Molecule: messenger RNA, 3648 nt
Organism: Paramecium sonneborni
Lineage: Eukaryota; Ciliophora; Oligohymenophorea; Peniculida; Parameciidae
Source: the annotation of a GenBank genome assembly
AUGGUAUGUAAUAUUGCUUAAUUUGAUUAGUGCUUUAUUUUGGUAAAACUCUAGCUAACUUACAAACUGAAAGUCUAAAGAAUCAUUAACAAUUGUAUAAAUUCCUAACUUAAAAUUAGAUUAACAAGAGUAUGCUUCCCAGAAAAUGUAUUCUCUAGUGACCCUAAAAAAUAAAAUAAAGGAGGUGAGCAAUAACUUACCUUUAUCAAAGUCAUAUGUUGUCAAAAUAUCAUAUUCCUAUUCGAUAGUAUUUCAUCAUUCUUCAAUUUCAUUAGACAAAUCUGAAUUAUGGGCAUUUGGAGCAUCAUAAGAAGGUCAACUAGGUAUACGAAUGAGUAGUUUGAUGUAUCCAGUCAAUAUAUCAUAAGUGAUAGAUAAUAAAAUACGAUUAGUUACUGCAUCAGAAAAUUUUGUAUCUGUACAUACAAUUAAAAAUCAUUUGUACAUUUGGGGAAAAGUUGAAGAACUAAAUUUAGGAGAUAAUAUUAAACCUAGAAAGAUUGAAUUUAGUAAGUCUUUAGAUAGAAGGUAUGAAUUUAAUUGUUUGGAUAUCACGUAUUUACUUGACUAAGAAUGUACUUAAAAUGCCAAUGAAGAAAUAUUAUAAUUGUAAUCAACAAAUAACACCUUAUAUAUUUUGAAUAAAGAUCAUUUAGAUGUUAUUUCUAUCUAGGCUCAUAUAAUAGCUUAGAAAUUUGUUGGUUUAGCUUGUAAUGAAAAUCAUGUAUUAGCAUGGGAUGUAGAUGGAAGAGUAUGGAGUUGGGGUCAGUAUUCUGAUGGCAAAUUAGGUUAUAUGAGUUUUGAUUAAACUCAAUAGAACUACCCUAAAUAGAUUGACACUCUUGAAAAUAGAAUAAUUUAAUGUGCUUGUGGUCUUAAUUAUAGUUUGGCUUUGGAUGUAAAAGGAGAUAUCUAUGGAUGGGGAAAAGGUCCUUUCAAAAUGGAAUUAUUGAAAGCUACAAUCCCAAGUAAAUUAAUAUAAAAGAAUAAAUCAUUUGUUAAAAUAGUUGCAGGAAAUGAACAUUUUGGUGCUUUAGAUAUGCUUGGUUAAUUUUAUGUUUGGGGUUUGAAUCAUAAACAUUGUUUAGGAGAAUUAGAAGAAGAGAUACUCACACCAACAUUAUUUGAAUUGCCUGGAAUAAAAAUAAUUGAUGUUGCUAUGGGUCCAUUUUGUACAAUUAUGAUUAUUCCUGCUGAUCGUUUAUAGAAAUUACCUAAUCUUAAUCUAGAUACAUUUACUAUUCAAUAAAAAAAAUGUUUUCUUGAAGAGGCUAACCUAAUUAGAGACUUCACUGAAAGAAGGAAUAGAUAAACUUUAUCAUCAAUACUCUCUCCAAUUCAAACCAAAAAUAAUAUUCAAGAUGAUAGAGAAUUUGAUAAAGCAAAUUAAUUGAUACACCAAAUGCAAUUACACUUAGACUCUCCACAUCAUAAACAUGCAUUCAAUACUACUCAUAGUUCUCAUACUUUAAUUAAUAGUUAUAGUUCACCUUAUAAAUCAUUUAAAUCUCCUAUUUCAUUCGAUAAUAUUCAAAAAAAACUAAUUAAACUUGAAAACACUAAUCCUCUAUAUUUACCAAUUUUACCUAAUCUAUAAUAUAAUAAAGCAUCAAUUGAUGAAGAUGUUAAUCUCGAAAAUCUAAUAAGAACUGAUGAUGAUGAAUUGAAAUACAGAUAUAUAUAAUUAGUUAAGGAAAAUAGCGAAGAUUAAAUAUUAAUGUAAUUAUUAAAUGAUCAAUCUAUUUAAAAACCUUAAAAUCAAAAAAACAUUAAGCAACAAUCCAUUAAAAUUAAAUAACGUACUGAACUUAAAGAAAUUAAAUAUAAUGAUAAAUUUGAUAGGCUUGAUCCUCAUCUACUUUAAAAUGUUAGAAAAGAACUAGCUGAUAUUAGUAAAGAUAGAUGGAAAUAAUAUUAGAAGAAAAAAAAAAUUAAAGAAAAUAAAAUUAAUUUUCUUAAAACUAAAUUUUAAGUAACUAAGCUUGAAUAAAUUUCUAAAGAAGAAUAAAUUGAAUCGAAUCGAUUAUAAGCAGUUGAAAAAAAUAUCAAAGCUUAGUACACUGUUUUGAGGAAAGAAGAAAAAUUGAAAAAUAAAUUAGAAGUUAUAUAAAAUGAAACUCAUGAUAAUUAACAAGAAUUUUAAAUUAAAAAAAGAGUUGAAAUUAAAAGAGAAAUUGCAAGGUAGUAUGCAUUAAAUAUUUUAUUAAAAUAUUUAAAUUUCGAAAGUUUUUGCUAAAUGUUUGAAGAAGCAUCUGAAAGAGGAUUAUCGAAAAAAAAAUUAUUAUUAUAAGCUAAUAACAAAGCGAAAAUUAUUUAAAAAGCAAUUCGAAAAAGAAAUAUAAUUAAAGUAAUAAAUAAUAAAUUAGGAUUUAAAUCAAGAAAAAUAUUAUUAUCUUUUAUUUUUAGAAUUAGAAUGUCUAUUCGAAUUAAAAAGAAGAGAGUAAUAAUUAGAAAAAUUAACCUUUACAAUUUAAGAGAAUCAAUUUUUCUAAAAGUUCGAACCAAUCUAAAUACAAUGAUCAAAGCAACAAAGAAUAUACAAUAAUUUUGUAAAUAUUAUAAUUAGAUGAUGAAAAUCUAAUUAAGUUUUUUAAAUUAUAAAUGGGAUGAAUAUAUGAGAUAAGAGUUUAAAGGGUUAGUUAUUGACAAAGAUAAAGAAGAAUAAAAACUGAAUUAACUUUAAGCUCUAAAUGAAAAAUAAGUAUAAAUAAUGAAAUAAUUAUCAUAUCCUAUAAAAUCUCAAAAAACUAUCUAUAAAGAGAUACAAUUAUCCAAAAAGCCGAGGUUAAAAAUUGAAAUGUUAAGGUUAAAUCUACUUAAGAAAAUACCAUAGAAAAGUAUGAAUGAAGAUGAACAAAAAGAAAAGGAAAUAAAGCAAAAUUAUAAUAAUGUUCUAUUUCCUUACACAAAAUAUGUUGAGAAUAUUGUCAUUCCACAAAAUUAUAGGAUAAGAUUUGAUUAUUAGGAAAUUUAAUUAUUAAAUGUCUUAGACAAAAUUAAUUUAGAGGAGGCAAAAUUAAAAUUAGAAAUAUUACAAGGUUAUUAGAGAAGUUAGAUUAAGAAUCAUAUUCAAUAGUGUAUGAAUGUAAUAUUAAAUAUAUUGUUAAUUAGUAUUUUUCAGCACUCCUUGAUUUUAAAUAAAAAAACAAAGUGCUUAUUGGAACUGAGAGAAUGAAAAUAAUGUCAAAAUUAUCAUCUGAUGAAAUUAAACAACUAAAAUAAAAGGAGGAAUAAGAGUUUAGAAUGAUGAUAGAAAGAAGAGAGAUCAAUACAAAAAGGGGUAUUUAUUAAUGUAAAUUAGUUCGAAUAAAUGAUUCGAUGACAAAGGAAAAUAUUUUCGAUAAACUUAAAGUAUUUUAAUCAGAUAAUUAUCCAUUUCAUAUGCUCACUUAUAAAUUGAUAGUUUAUUUAAGUUAGAUUGAAUAACCAAAAUUAUAAAUGGAAAUGACCCAUAAGGAAUGGAUACGUUUAAUGAAAAAUUAUCAUACAGAUUUUAAAAUCAGAUUAUAGUCAAUAAUGAGUGAAGCAAGAAGAGCUGCUGCUUAUAAAGCAAAAUAGAUAAAGCGAUCUCCAACAAUAUAAAUUAAAAGAUCACCUACAAUAGCAUCGAAAUCAAUAUAAUCCAAAAAAUUGAUAGAUUUAAUAUGA